AUGUACGCUUCGAAUUCUCUCAUGAGCUCUGGCCCAUCUGGUCGCAGUGAUGUGAACGCAUUUUACACUCACGAGAAAGAAGACUUCAGGGAUUUGAACUCUCGUCUUGAACACUACAUCAGUAGGGUGAAGGGCCUUGAGAGAGACAACCAGGAGCUGGUGAACAAACUACGCCAUUUGCAUGAGACUUGGGGACAACAGAACUCAGAGGGCAAGAGGGAAGAAUGUGCUGAAUUGAGUGUUUUCAUAGAAUCAGACCAACUUGAAGAGAUUCUGAUCCCAGGAAUGGCUGGAAGUACAUACAAGUACGGUAGCAGUAGGUAG
This is a messenger RNA of Cooperia oncophora, 324 nucleotides long. The record is from the annotation of a GenBank genome assembly. Lineage: Eukaryota; Metazoa; Nematoda; Chromadorea; Rhabditida; Trichostrongylidae.